Oncorhynchus keta (chum salmon) is the source of this 1476-nucleotide messenger RNA. RefSeq names its product spidroin-2-like. The coding region runs from base 1 to 1476 and encodes 491 amino acids. Lineage: Eukaryota; Metazoa; Chordata; Actinopteri; Salmoniformes; Salmonidae. The record is from RefSeq and is a predicted model, not a curated record. The transcript is spliced from 3 exons.
AUGCCGCGAGGGCCGGGCAUCUACACCCUCUCCCAGCGAGGGCCGGGCAUCUACACCCUCUCCCAGCGAGGGCCGGGCAUCUACACCCUCUCCCAGCGAGGGCCGGGCAUCUACACCCUCUCCCAGCGAGGGCCGGGCAUCUACACCCUCUCCCAGCGAGGGCCGGGCAUCUACACCCUCUCCCAGCGAGGGCCGGGCAUCUACACCCUCUCCCAGCGAGGGCCGGGCAUCUACACCCUCUCCCAGCGAGGGCCGGGCAUCUACACCCUCUCCCAGCGAGGGCCGGGCAUCUACACCCUCUCCCAGCGAGGGCCGGGCAUCUACACCCUCUCCCAGCGAGGGCCGGGCAUCUACACCCUCUCCCAGCGAGGGCCGGGCAUCUACACCCUCUCCCAGCGAGGGCCGGGCAUCUACACCCUCUCCCAGCGAGGGCCGGGCAUCUACACCCUCUCCCAGCGAGGGCCGGGCAUCUACACCCUCUCCCAGCGAGGGCCGGGCAUCUACACCCUCUCCCAGCGAGGGCCGGGCAUCUACACCCUCUCCCAGCGAGGGCCGGGCAUCUACACCCUCUCCCAGGCAGGGCCGGGCAUCUACACCUUCUCCCAGGGCCAGGCGUCGACGCCCUCUCCCGGCCAGGGCCAGGCGUCGACGCCCUCUCCCGGCCAGGGCCAGGCGUCGACGCCCUCUCCCGGCCAGGGCCAGGCGUCGACGCCCUCUCCCGGCCAGGGCCAGGCGUCGACGCCCUCUCCCGGCCAGGGCCAGGCGUCGACGCCCUCUCCCGGCCAGGGCCAGGCGUCGCGCCCUCUCCCGGCCAGGGCCAGGCAUCUGCGCCCUCUCCCGGCCAGGGCCAGGCAUCUGCGCCCUCUCCCGGCCAGGCCAGGCGUCUGCGCCCUCUCCCCGGCCAGGCCAGGCGUCUGCGCCCUCUCUCCCGGCCAGGCCAGGCGUCUGCGCCCUCUCCCGGCCAGGGCAUCUGCGCCCUCUCCCGGCCAGGGCCAGGCGUCGCGCCCUCUCCCGGCCAGGGCCAGGCGUCUGCGCCCUCUCCCGGCCAGGGCCAGGCGUCUGCGCCCUCUCCCGGCCAGGGCCAGGCAUCGGCGCCCUCUCUCCCGGCCAGGGCCAGGCGUCGGCGCCCUCUCCCGGCCAGGGCCAGGCGUCGGCGCCCUCUCUCCCAGGCCAGGCGUCGGCGCCCUCUCUCCCGGCCAGGGCCAGGCGUCGGCGCCCUCUCCCGGCCAGGGCCAGGCGUCGGCGCCCUCUCCCGGCCAGGGCCAGGCGUCGGCGCCCUCUCCCGGCCAGGGCCAGGCGUCGGCGCCCUCUCCCGGCCAGGGCCAGGCGUCGGCGCCCUCUCCCGGCCAGGGCCUGGCGUCGGCGCCCUCUCCCGGCCAGGGCCAGGCAGCUUCCUCUCCUCUCUUAAAUGCCUGCCACGUCAGCUACACCCUCUUCUGGCCAGACCCAGGCAGGCAGGCCCAGACUGCUACCUAA